Messenger RNA from Symbiodinium necroappetens, 811 nucleotides. Lineage: Eukaryota; Dinophyceae; Suessiales; Symbiodiniaceae. The record is from the annotation of a GenBank genome assembly.
AUGUGUCGUGAGAAGUUGGCGCUGGGGGUGCAUCACGUGGUGAAGUUUCUUUGCCAGGCGAGGGCAGACAUGGAGGAAUCCCUGGAGGGCGGUGCCACAGCUCUCAUUGUCGCAGCAUACAAGGGAGACGUUGAGGUGGUCCAGCUUCUUUGCGAGCUGAAGGCAGACGUGAAUCGUCCACAGUCGGACCAUGCUUCUCCUCUCUUCGUGGUGGCCGAGAACUCGCAGACAGAAGGUGACCGAGUUCUUCGAGCUUUGCUCGAAGCCGGCGCCGAGAAGGACCAAGCAACGCAGAGCGGUCGUACCCCACUGCUUGCAGCGGUUCGAGGAGGACGCGUCGCGCUUGUGCGAACACUUUGCGAGUAUCGUGCCGACUUGAACAAGGCGGCAGACAGCGGCUGGUCACCGCUUCUGCUGGCUGUGCAGAGAGGACUGCUGGAGGUUGUGGACUGCCUCUGCGAUGCCAGGGCCGGCAUUGAUGUUACCAUGAAGGACGGAUCUACCGCCCUUCACUUGGGGGCACGGUGUGGCUUCAGCAAGAUCUUGGCGCGUCUCUUGGAGGCGGGAGCGGACAUCGACCGGCAGCGCCUUGAUGGCUGCACCCCACUCCAUGCUGCCGCCUAUGGCGAUCACCUCGACGCCCUACAGCUCCUUUGUGAUGCUCGAGCUUCCCUGGCCCUUUGUGACGCAAGCGGCCACACUGCGUGGGAGGUCGCACAGAUGCUCGACCAUGAUCUGGCAGCCUCGUUCCUUUGGGAUGUGGCCAGGAGCAAAGGCCGUGUGGUGCCUGAGCGAGUCAUGGCAAGGCGCA